CUGUUAGCAACUUGUAGCUAGCUCGCGACUAAGGAAGGCAGUGCUCCGAGGGCUGUUCCUCAGACACCACCCCGAGUCAAAGACUGUCUGCCCGUACAUAAUUCGGUGAGUGAAGUCCAGAUGCAUGAGUCUGGGUCAGAACCAACAAGCUACUUCAUUCAGACAGAGAACGGGAAUAAUAGUGAGAAUGAGAGUCGAGUGAGGAGCAGCCAGCCUCCUCCUCCAGAGGCACCACAGGUUCCAGUGUCAUUAUCCAUGAUGACCCCACCAGCAGAGGCCCCCCAGCAGUUGCAACAGACCCCACAGCAGCAGGUGCUCAGUCCUCAGCAGCUCCAAGCGCUGCUCCAGCAGCAGAAAGCACUCAUGUUACACCAGGUAAUGCAUGUUUGUAGAAUAAAUCUGCGUUUGUCCCAGACCACAUUAAACACGAUGCUUUUAUUUGUCUUUGCUCAAAUGUCGUCAUCAUUUCUGCAGCAACAAAUUCAAGAGGUCUUCAAGAAUCAGCAAGAGCAGCUAAAUAUUCAGCUGCUGCAACAGAAGAAUGCUGGGAUUGUUAGUCAAGAGCUGACAGCCCAACAGAUUGCCAUCCAGCAGCAGCUCCUUCAGGUGCAGCAGCAACAUCUCCUCAACCUGCAGAGACAAGGCCUGCUGUCUGUCCUUCCCAGCAGCCCCAUUGCACUCGCAGGCUGUGAUAAUGGUAGCAUCCUGUGUGCCGGUGGAGACACCAGAGAGUCUUCCAGUCAACAACAGUCUACCACCAACGGUCUUCACACUCUUCAGAAGAGGAACGAAAGCGGGUCACUGGAUGCAAACACACAGAAUAGCCAUGCGCUGUACGGAAACGGCAUGUGUAAAUGGCCGGGCUGUGAGACGGUCUUUGGAGACUUUCAGGCAUUUCUAAAACAUUUGAACGGUGAACAUAUACUGGAUGACAAGAGCACAGCACAGUGUCGUGUGCAGAUGCAAGUGGUUCAACAGUUGGAACUGCAGUUGAAAAAGGACAAAGAGCGACUGCAGGCCAUGAUGGCUCAUCUCAAGUCCUCCGAACCCAAACCCACAGCACAGCCUGCUAAUCUGGUGCCUAAUGUAUCCUUCUCCCAGGCAACAUUGCCCAAAGGUUCUCCUCCUAUGAGUUUGUCUCAGAGUGCCACAGCUCCAUCCACACCCCUGACGCCGCUCUCUGAAUCCCCCUCAGUCCUCACUCCCAAUAGCAUGUUCACUGGAACCCCUGUACGGAGGCGGUACAGCCGCUCUGUGAGCCAAGGUAACGAUAUAGUUGAUAAUAAGGACUUCUACUUGAGCACAGAAGUCAGGCCGCCAUUUACAUAUGCGUCUCUCAUAAGACAGGCGAUAUUUGAAUCACCUCGCAAUCAGCUGACAUUAAAUGAAAUCUACAACUGGUUCACAAGAAACUUUGCAUAUUUCAGGCGUAAUGCAGCUACCUGGAAGAAUGCUGUCAGACAUAAUCUCAGCCUCCAUAAAUGCUUUGUACGUUUGGAAAAUGUGAAGGGAGCCGUGUGGACAGUAGAUGAGAUCGAGUUCCACAGGAGAAGGCCCCAGAAGGCGGCUGGUAAUGGGUCUCUGCUGAUGAACUCACAUAACCAUCAGAGCCUAGUUGGGUCUGCUCAUCAGAGUGGUGGUCUAGACGGCAACAACUCCCUCUACAACGCAGCAUCUAUGGGCAGCAUCCCAUUUCACUCCCUGCCUCAUGUUCUCCAAGAGCAGAUGAACGGAGCGCUUGCUAUUGGAUCUGGAUACCAAAGUGACAGCAGUGCAACACAGUCCCCUCCACAAGCUUUCAUUAAAGAGGAGCAGGAGGAUGAGGAGAUAUGUUAUCCCUAUGAAUCUCCGGAGAGCACAGACGAGCACGGCCACAGCCCAGAGAUGAACCACGAUGAAGACAACGGCAGCCCGGAGAUGCCCAAUCUUCAUUUCGAUCGCGUGCCUUCUUUCUGACCAUGAGGUCCAAAGUUCUCCACGGCAAAGGCCGCCUCACUCUCAGCCUGUGUGACUUUGUUUUCCAAAAGUUUCCAAAAAAAACAACUGCUUUCAUCUACGUAACCAAACACUCCCUUCUUGGGGAAUUUUUUUAUCAGCUUUUUUUUUUUGUUUUUGUUUUUUUACUUAAUCUAGCGCUCAGUUCUUUCUGUACAGUCGAGCGCCAUCACAAACACACAUUUGUGAAACUGUUCAUGAUUUUUCUCAUUUUAUAUUUGUGUACACAACAGAAGCAUGAUGAGCAGAGAAGCCAAAGGAAAGGGUGUAUCGAUAGUUAGCACUUCACAAUGAAAAGCUGCCCCCCCCCCCCCCUUGUAUAGCUACUUUAUGCUAUGUUGGAGCCUCACUACCUGAUUUUAUUUUAGUAGUCAUAAUAUAUAAAUUUGUAGAGGUUAAAAAAUAAAAUGUUGCUUUAAAAAUGAAAAUGUUCACUGCCAACAUGAUCUGAUAUAUUUGUAUUUAAGGUAUGAUGGAUUGAUCAAAUGAAUACGUAGCUUCUUUAUACUUGUUGGUCUUUUUCACCCCCCCCUUCCACCAACAUUGCUGAGUUCGCUCUAAUCGAGCUUGUAAGAGUAGAUAAUAUAGAUUGACCAUUAUUGUAAACCAAUGCAUCUCUAUGAAUAAUAAAUCCCUCAUGAAAAAUGUG
This is a messenger RNA of Cottoperca gobio, 2644 nucleotides long. Its product is annotated as forkhead box protein P1-B-like. Gene Ontology annotation, biological process: regulation of transcription by RNA polymerase II. Gene Ontology annotation, cellular component: nucleus. The transcript has 15 exons. The record is from RefSeq and is a predicted model, not a curated record. Gene Ontology annotation, molecular function: DNA-binding transcription repressor activity, RNA polymerase II-specific; RNA polymerase II cis-regulatory region sequence-specific DNA binding. The coding region runs from base 121 to 1956 and encodes 611 amino acids. NCBI's taxonomy places the organism in Eukaryota, Metazoa, Chordata, Actinopteri, Perciformes, Bovichtidae.